This is a messenger RNA of Manihot esculenta (cassava), 1140 nucleotides long. RefSeq names its product cytosolic sulfotransferase 15. Gene Ontology annotation, molecular function: sulfotransferase activity. Gene Ontology annotation, biological process: sulfation. The record is from RefSeq and is a predicted model, not a curated record. Gene Ontology annotation, cellular component: cytoplasm. The coding region runs from base 2 to 1042 and encodes 346 amino acids. The transcript has a single exon. Lineage: Eukaryota; Viridiplantae; Streptophyta; Magnoliopsida; Malpighiales; Euphorbiaceae.
AAUGCGUGUUCCUACCAUCUCCAUUACUUCCACGUCUGACUCCCAAUUCACAAAGAAUCAUGUGGUAGAUGUCGGAGAGGAAGAGAAGCUAAGCCAUGAGUGCAAAGAAUUGCUGCUGUCAGUUCCCAGAGAGAGAGGUUGGAGAACUCCUUAUAUCUAUCAAUUUCAGGGAUUUUGGUGCCAGCCAAAGCAGAUCCAAGCCAUUUUGUCUUUCCAUAAACACUUCCAAGCAAGAGACAGUGAUGUAAUUGUAGCCACAGUACCAAAAUCAGGCACCACAUGGCUUAAAGCUUUGUCUUUUGCCAUCUUGAACCGCAACCGAUUUCCACCAUUCUCAAAUAACCAUCCCUUGCUUGUUUCCAAUCCUCAUGAUCUCGUUCCUUUCUUUGAGUACAAAGUUUAUACAAACAACCAGGUCCCUGACCUCUCAAUAAUCCCCCACCCUAGACUCUUUGCUACCCAUAUUCCAUUUGCAUCUUUGCAUGAAUCCAUCAAGAGUUCCAAGUGCAAAAUUGUUUAUGUAUGUAGAAACCCUUUUGACACUUUCGUCUCCUCGUGGGUUUUCAUUGACAAGGUGAAGCCAGAAACUCUUCCUCCCUUGUCAUUAGAGGAAGCUUUCAACAUGUAUUGCAAUGGGGUUGUUGGGUUUGGUCCAUUUUGGGACCAUAUGUUGGGAUACUGGAGGGAGAGCCUGGAAAGACCAGACAAGGUGCUCUUCUUGAAGUAUGAGGACCUGAAACAAGACAUUGCGUUUCAGUUGAAGAAGCUAGCCAAGUUUCUUGGCUGCCCUUUUUCAAUGGAAGAAGAGAAGGGAGGUGUAGUUGAAGACAUAGCCAAGCUUUGUAGCUUUGAGAAGUUGAAGAAUUUGGAGGUGAACGUAUCAGGCAAGUCCAUCUUGAACUUUGAAAAUAGGCACUUGUUUAGGAAAGGUGAGGUUGGAGAUUGGUUGAAUUAUUUAUCUCCUUCAAUGGUGAAGCAGUUGAGCCAAGUGAUGGAGGAAAAAUUAGGUGGCUCUGGUCUUGAAUUCAAGGUGGUUUCCUAGGAUGCACGGAGCCAUGUUUGGGUAGCUGCUUGCCACUUCUAUUUGGGAAUUAAGUCAUGUGGAUUAUGGUGUAGAUCGACGUCUUCUACUAUCAUAUA